Cladophialophora yegresii CBS 114405 is the source of this 2364-nucleotide messenger RNA. RefSeq lists its product as uncharacterized. The coding region runs from base 1 to 2364 and encodes 787 amino acids. Gene Ontology annotation, cellular component: fungal-type vacuole membrane. The record is from RefSeq and is a predicted model, not a curated record. Lineage: Eukaryota; Fungi; Ascomycota; Eurotiomycetes; Chaetothyriales; Herpotrichiellaceae. The transcript has 2 exons.
AUGUCUUCGCGACAGACGUCCCCGCAGUCCUCCGAAAGGACUCCUCUUCUCUCGAGGCCGGAAGACGAUGCACGAUCGAACUACUCGCAUCAGGCCAAUGGCGAGGUUCUGCCUUCGAUAUCGGACUCUUCAGAGACACCAAGCGCAAAAAAGCAGAAGAAAUGGCCUACCAUCGUAGCGUUGACGGUGCUGUGCCUGGCCGUGGUGUUGAUAUGUUUUGGACUUACUCUCCCAUCGGUCAUCGAGGAAUAUGCGAAAGAAAGUGUCGUUUUCGAGCCGACUAGACUGUCGAUCGACUCUUUUACCAGCUUCGGCGUUCGCGCCAGAGUGGAAGGCGAUUUCUAUAUGGACGCUUCGAAAGUCCGCAACGCAGCAACGAGGCGCCUGGGAAAAUUCGGCACCUGGAUCGCAAAGGAGGUCAAGAGCGGACAAUCUGAAGUCCACGUAUAUCUACCACAAUAUGACAACGUCCUGCUAGGCACCGUCACAAUUCCUCCGGUCAGGCUCAAUAUUCGCAAUCAUCAUUACAACCAUCUUGAUAUCUUUGCUGAUCUCGAGCCUGGCGACGUGGACGGUGUGCGCAGACUGGCGAAGGAUUUUAUAGAUCACAAGCUCGACCAAGUCAUCGUCAACGCUGUGGCGACUGUUCCGGUCCAGAGUGGUCUGAUCAAACUGGGCAAGCAGACAGUAUCACAGACUCUGCAAUUUCAAGGAAAAGAUGUGCCGAAAGUGCCCCAACCUGAUCUUCACGAACUUCGAUUCGCCGACUACGGCUUGCCUGGACACCCCGAAGGCGUCAAAGCUAUGGCAGUGGUGUCUGUGAUGAAUCGUUAUCCCAUCAAUUUUGACGUCCCUCCUUUAGCCUUUGAGGUACUCCUACCCGACUGCAAUCAAGAUUAUCUCCUCUUGGGGACGGCCAGUACCGACAUUAUCCAUAUAUUGCCCAAACAAAAUAUCAGCGCAAGUGUGGUCGGUCUAGUCAAGCAAUUACCAACUUCUCUAACCGAAAUUUGCCCUGGCUCGAAGUCGUCGCCGUUGGAUAGCUUCGUGGGCGAUUACCUUGCUGGACGGGACACCACUGUUUACAUCCGUGGUGCUCAACAAGAUGCAAACACGCCUGCAUGGAUUGGCAAGAUACUCCAAGACACAAUGGUGCCAUUUUCCAUGCCUGGUCACCCUUUCGACAACCUGAUCAAGAACUUCUCUCUGGCCGAUGUGCAGUUUUCCCUCCCCGACCCGAUGACAGAAUCAUAUCCGAAAUUGUCAGCAGUCGUACAGGUUCUGGUCGGAUUACCAGCUGAGAUGAAUGUCAAUUUGGAUGUUAAUAGAGUGAAAGCAGAUGGGCACGUCUUCUACAAGGGUGAAUUGUUAGGAAGACUGGAUCUAUCUAAGUGGCAAGCGGCGAAUGCCACUAAAGUGGAUGGGGAUCUCUUGAUCCAGUCGAUUGUCAAGGAUGCGCCCCUGGAAAUUCAGAAUGACAGCCUCUUCUCCGAGGUGGUACAGGCCUUGGUAUUUGGCCAUGGAGCGUCGCUCGGAGUGCAGGCGACUGUCGACGUCGACACUUCCACUGCUCUCGGAGAGUUUGAGGUUCGGAGGAUCCCAGCCAAAGGCGAGAUCUUCAUCAAGCCAAUGCGUGGCGGCGACUUCGAGAUGCCGCAACCCGAAGUCAAAGGUUUGGAAAUCGUCGACUCAACGGAGACGUCAUUAACUCUGCAGGCAAGGGUUAAUGCGACGAAUCCUACCGACUACUCGGCAACCAUCCCCUAUUGCAACGUCAGCAUUUAUGUGAACGAUACCCGGGUUGGAUAUGCAUGGGUAUCUAAUCAACACAUCGUCCCGGGCGCCAAUGAUCUCACUGCAAGAGCAUCUUGGGAGACGGGCAAAAUUGGAUCCGAAUGGCUCUCUCAAUAUAUUUCUGGAUAUAACACCACUUUGACCAUAAAAAGCCAUCCUGGAUCGAUCCCGAAUUUUCCUGAUAUCAAGAUGGAGAUGACGGUACCGACUCCACACAUGAUAUCCCACCCUCUAAAGGAGACCACGAUGCAUCUGUUUUCUUCCACGGCGACAUUUAUUCUGGUGUCGCCGCUUGCGUUUUACGUCACGAGCAUUGCUGCCUCUGCCUACUACAAUGGCUCCGAAAUCGGCACAAUAGAAUACGAGUAUCCUUUCGCGAUCGAGCCCGGCGAGAAUCUGACUCCUAGACUGCCUGUCGAAUGGGGCGGCAAUGCCUUGGGCACCAUCAGAGACGCUCUCGGUGGGACGUUAAAAUUGGACGCCAGAGCCGACAUGGGGGUACGGAUGGGGCGAUGGCAGGAAAACCUCUGGUUUGAAGGGAGAGGGCUGGGAGCGAAGAUUAGACUAUAA